AUGAGUCCACAACAGACUGAUCGUGUUGCAUUGGUCAAUGUCACUGCCGACAAUGUCAAGAUGCUUUCAAAGCUGAAUGCGGUCAUUUUCCCUGUCCAAUACGGAACGACUUUUUACCGCGACGUACUCUAUGUGGGUGAGCUGGCCAAGCUUGCAUACUUUGGUGGCAUGUGUGUGGGCGCAAUAUGUUGUCGGCCUGAGAUGGAUGGGACACGGAUAUAUAUCAUGACCUUGGGCGUGCUUGCACCUUACCGGCAUUUGGGAUUAGGGAGCCAACUGUUGACGCAUGUGCUACAGCAUGCAUCUCGAGUGCCUCGUUUUACAUACAUUUAUCUUCACGUGCAAAUCACAAACCAAGCAGCUCUUACCUUUUAUCAAAAACAUGGAUUCCACAUCAUCGGUAUGGAGAAGAACUACUACCGUGAUAUUGAACCACGUGACGCCUACAUCUUGAGAAGAAUAAACAUCCCUUCGCCUUCCCAUUAA
Lichtheimia ornata is the source of this 486-nucleotide messenger RNA. RefSeq lists its product as uncharacterized. Gene Ontology annotation, cellular component: NatA complex. The coding region runs from base 1 to 486 and encodes 161 amino acids. Lineage: Eukaryota; Fungi; Mucoromycota; Mucoromycetes; Mucorales; Lichtheimiaceae. Gene Ontology annotation, biological process: mitotic sister chromatid cohesion. The record is from RefSeq and is a predicted model, not a curated record. Gene Ontology annotation, molecular function: acyltransferase activity, transferring groups other than amino-acyl groups. The transcript is spliced from 3 exons.